UUUGAUGUCAUUAUUUUGCGACAAUUAUGUUUGUCAUUGAGCAGCAAAAUGGCGUCCGCAUCAGAACAUCAGGGUGCAGCAGACAGAGAACUGGAUGAAUUAUUGGACAGUGCUCUUGAUGAUUUUGACAAGACAAGUGCGCCACCUGCGGCCCCAGAAGCCCCCAAUUCUACUGAUGCAGGAGCAAAAAGUGAAGAGAAGCCACCCCUGCUGGAGGACAGUAAGUUCUUUGAGUCCCUCUUUGAUGGGGAGAUGGCCAAUCAAGCUAGGGCAGAGUGGGAAAAAGCCAUGAUUGAGUUAGCCCAGGAAGAACCUGAGCUUCUACAGCACUUUCAGAAGCUGUCAGAAGUAGCAGGCAAAGUAGGCACAGAUGCUGCAUCACAGCAAGAAUUCACCUCCUGUCUUAAAGACACCCUUAGUGGUUUGGCAAAAAAUGCAGACAACAUGCAGAGCGCAGGACUGGCUGGAGAGGAUAUAGUAAAAACCUUGGAGAACUUGGGAUUGAAUGAAAAUGGAGAGGGAAGCGGUGAAGAUGGAAAUAUCCUUCCUAUUAUGCAGUCCAUCAUGCAGAACCUUUUGUCCAAAGAGGUUCUGUACCCUUCUCUUAAAGAAAUAACGGAAAAGUAUCCUGAAUGGCUGGAGAGCAACAGGCAGUCCCUUCCCCCAGACCAAUUCACACAGUAUGAACAACAGUACAAGAUAAUGGGAGAGAUAUGCAGCCAGUUUGAGAAAGAUGGAGACCAAGAGAGCACAUUUGACAACAUUCUGGAACUCAUGCAGAAGCUACAAGACUUGGGUCAACCUCCAAAAGAACUUGCUGGAGAGACACCUCCUGGCUUAAACUUCGACCCAGAAUCUCUGCAUCUUCCUGGAGCACAAGGGGUCCCAGGAGCAGAGCAGUGCUCAGUCAUGUGAUCUCAGUGAGGUCAACUUAAUGUACAUUUGAAAACGAUGCAAUUUGGAGCUAAUUAUCAGAACCUGAGCUGGACUUUUAAAGAAGUUUGGUUAUGUGUCUGCCCUGAAAUGUGAAUGUUCACAAAAUAAAUUUUACUUAGCAGUUUUUGUCAAAAGAGGUUCUUUUAGUCAUUUUCAUCCCUAAUGUCUUUACUGUAUUCAUUGUGGAGCAGCUCUUAAUGUUUUGAUAUCACAGUGUGCUGACAGCUUGGUAAGAGUCAAAGUCUUUUGAAUUAUAUAAAAGUCUUCUACUUUUACAUCAAAGCACAUUUGAUGGCUCAUUUUGUGGAUUGUGUUGCUAAUAAUUGGAGGCAAAUGAGUGGAGCUCAAAGUGAGUGGAAAAGUUUGGUGUAAAUUUAAGUCUCAGAAGAAUGAUUAGGGUCUACAAACAUAGCUUUCAUCAGAUUCAAUUUGUAUUAUAUUAUUUUAAUAUAUAAUAUAGCAACUUAUGUGUCCCUUCUCAUAAGUAAUUCUCAAACUGUAGCACCCAGAUUCAUUUCUGUGAUUUGACAACUAAUCGGUGACCAAAACUUAGAUUAAUUAUUCUCAGAUUACUACCUACAGACAUUUAAAAUUCCUAUAAUAUAUCCUAAAUAUCAUGGUCACCUUUGCAUUGCAUUUGUGGUUGGAAAAGAAUAGUUCUCGCUCCUUGUGUCUUCUAAUGGUAACUGUAACCUACUGCAUGUUGAGCAGUUUGAACUUUCAGAGUAGUGAAUUACCCAUGUGGAUUUGACUCAUACCUAUGGUGGUGCCUCUUCAGUUGUGAUUUGCAUUUAGUCCCCAUUUUGCCUUGAUAAAAAGAAUUUUGGUUUAUUGGAGGUGGAGCUCAAAUUCAAAUUAUUGCUCUGUACUAACAUUGAAAGAACGUCAUGUUAUAUGCCAGGAUACCUCAGAAGCGGACCAAUAUUUGCAGAAUUGAAAAUCAAACAGAUAAUUCAAAGUCCAUUUGCUUUUGAGAGGAUGUUUACAUGGUUCUUUUGUGCAAACAGGUUUGAAUAUGUGGAAAUGGGAUCCCUUCACACAAUCAUACCUAGAAAUUAUUGGUCAUCAACUUGUGCUCUGUGGCCAAUAUAGAGAUCUCAGAGGAUAGACAAUGGGAUUUGUAAGGACAGGACAGACAAAUUUAAGAGUUUCAGCUCUAAUCUAUAUUCUUUAUUGUGUUGAAUGUUCCCUUGAAUGUAUGGUCCAUUGGUCUUGUCAUAUUCUGCUAUAUAAAGAAAAUAGCAAUUCUGAAAAAUAAAAUAAAUCUUUUAAACUUUA
Molecule: messenger RNA, 2214 nt
Organism: Myxocyprinus asiaticus (Chinese sucker)
Lineage: Eukaryota; Metazoa; Chordata; Actinopteri; Cypriniformes; Catostomidae
Product: peroxisomal biogenesis factor 19-like
Exons: 8
Coding region: 49-915 (288 amino acids)
Biological process (GO): protein import into peroxisome membrane
Cellular component (GO): peroxisome; peroxisomal membrane
Source: RefSeq, a predicted model, not a curated record